AUGGCGGACACGGAGAGUCAAAAGAUCAACAUCGUGUGCAUGGACGGAAGUGAAGAAGCAGAGAAAGCCUUCAAAUGGUACGUUGAAAACGUCCACGGUGCCUCUAGUUACGUCAUCGUCGUCCAUUGUGUGGACCACCGGAAGUUAAAUACCUAUGGUUCUCUCUGGGAGCCUGCUGACUUAAAACUUAUAAUGCAGGCGUUUCGAGACGAGGAAACGCGCGCAGACAGCACAGUAGAAAAGCUACAGAGGACUUUGAGUACUUCCAAGGUGAAAGGGGAAGUUUUGAAAUUGUCUGGAGAACCAGGUCCUACGAUAAUUGGCAUUGCGCAGGACCGGAAAGCAAACAUGAUAUUAACCGGUUGUAGAGGUCUUGGCACGUUACGACGUACAUUUCUUGGGAGCGUCAGUGAUUAUAUUAUACAUCAUUCUACAGUUCCUGUACUGGUCUGUCGUCAUUGA
Messenger RNA from Ylistrum balloti, 462 nucleotides. RefSeq names its product universal stress protein Sll1388-like. The coding region runs from base 1 to 462 and encodes 153 amino acids. The transcript is spliced from 4 exons. NCBI's taxonomy places the organism in Eukaryota, Metazoa, Mollusca, Bivalvia, Pectinida, Pectinidae. The record is from RefSeq and is a predicted model, not a curated record.